Messenger RNA from Saccharomycodes ludwigii, 3663 nucleotides. It is a transcript of the gene PKC1, whose product is annotated as protein kinase C. Lineage: Eukaryota; Fungi; Ascomycota; Saccharomycetes; Saccharomycodales; Saccharomycodaceae. The transcript has a single exon. Gene Ontology annotation, biological process: protein phosphorylation; fungal-type cell wall biogenesis; signal transduction. The record is from RefSeq and is a predicted model, not a curated record. Bases 1 to 3663 code for a protein of 1220 amino acids. Gene Ontology annotation, molecular function: ATP binding; diacylglycerol-dependent serine/threonine kinase activity.
AUGGAUCAAAUACAAGAAGAAAUUGCAAAAAAAAUUGAUAGAGAGAAAAAGAUCAUUCAGGGUGCUUCCACCUUAAAGAAGCGUACUAGCAAUGUUGUAGUUAUUCAAAAAUGUAACAAUAAUAUCAGAGAGGCGCAGCAGAAUAUAGAUUAUUUGCAAGAGACUUUGAACAAAUUAACCAUUGAAAAUUCAAAAAGAAAAAAUAAAAAUUCAAAAGAUGUUACUGGAAGUAAUAAUAAUGGUUCCAAUAACCAUAACAACGAAUUAGCUAAAACAAAUGAAAAUGAAAACCAAACAAAUCAUUUGAAUACAGUUUCUCCAGAAGAAACUAGAUAUUCAAGACUAGAUUUGGUCAAAUAUAAUUGUCCAUCUUUAGCGCAGCGUAUUCAGGUAAUGUUACAACAAUUAGAGUUUAAAUUAAAAGUCGAACAACAAUAUUACCAGGCCAAUGAAAAAUUAACUAAACUAUAUCAAAUAGAUGGAGAUCAAAGAACAAGUUCAGCUGCUGAAGGCGGUGUUAAAGAGUCUAAAUCUAGAAUACAAAUGUUGACCAGAUCUUUGAAAAAGUAUCAGGCGAUUAACGUUGACCCUGUUCAGUUCCGUGAGGCUCUAGAAGUGGAGGAGCAGCCAGAUCCUAAGUUUAGAAGAAAACAAUUGACUGGUGUUUUAACUUUGAGUAUUUCCGCCAUCCGUGAUGUUGAUCACAUUUCCUCACCUUUAUUUUCUAGAAAACCGGAAACCAUCAUCACUAUAAAAAUUGAUGAUGUGGAAAGAGCUAGAACCAAGCCUAGUAGGACAGAUAGGUGGACCGACGAAUUUAAUAUACAUAUUGAUAAGGGAAAUGAGGUUGAAAUUACUAUUUAUGAUCGGGUUAAUGACCAAGUUACACCGGUAGCUGUUAUGUGGUUAUUAUUAUCUGAUAUAGCUGAAGAAAUUCGUAAGAAAAAAGUUGGACAAAACGGUUUGUCUGGUUGGGCAAAUGCACAAACUGUCAUUGGUUCACAAGAAAAAAGCACACAUAGUUCUAGUGCGGCUAAUACUACCAAAGAUUUGACACCAUAUUCUCAUAAGAUGUCCGCUCCAUCCUCUUCCAACACCGCAAGCAAUAAUCGUAAUCAUAGUGCCACACCUACAGGGACAUCUAAUUCUGUACCAGUUACUACUAAUGCUUGGUUUAUAUUGGAGCCUACUGGUCAAAUUUUACUAACUUUUGGAUUCACUAAAACACACGGUAUUAAUAAAAGAAAAUUCAUUGGUGGUUUGGAUCGUCAUGGCGCCAUUAUCAAGCGUGAGGAAGGAGAGGUUUAUGAACAGCACGGUCAUCACUUUGUUCAAAAAUCUUUUUACAAUAUUAUGUGUUGUGCCUACUGUGGUGAUUUCUUAAGAUAUACAGGGUUUCAAUGUCAGGAUUGUAAAUUUUUGUGCCAUAAAAAAUGUUAUAGGUUGGUGGUUACCAAAUGUAUAGCUAAAUCUAGCACAGAUAUAGAUCCAGAUGAAGCCAAGUUGAACCAUCGUAUUCCACAUAGGUUUGAACCCGCUAGUAAUCGUGGGACUAAAUGGUGUUGUCACUGUGGUUAUAUAUUACCUUGGGGCCGUAAAAAUGUGAGGAAAUGUACCGAAUGUGGGAUUAUGUGUCAUGCACAAUGUGCUCACUUGGUGCCAGAUUUCUGUGGUAUGUCUAUGGAGAUGGCUAAUCAGAUUUUAACCACUAUUAAAAACACUAAAGUUUACUCUGAUAGAAAGACCAUUAUUACUCCAUCUGGUCAUGUUUCCCCUGUUAAAAUUAAGAAGAAACCACAUCACAAAAAACAUCAUAAUAAAAAGGAUAGGCAUAGUAAUCCAUCUCUUGAAAAAGAAAAUAGCAGCGCAUUAUCAACUGAAAUUACAAAAGUGAUCCCCGCAGUUAAACCAGUUGCAUCGACAAACGAGUUGUCGCCUGAACCAGUCCAUAAAACUCAACAACAACAACAACAACAACAACAACAAUCUAUACCAGCUGUUAGUCUAGAUGAUAUCAAUAACAAUGAGGGUAACAAAGUGGAAAUUAUUGAUUUAGAAGAUGAAUACAAAGAAAGAGAUAACAACCGUAGUUCAAUUUCACAAGUUGUUCAAGACAAGGUUAUGGAUAGAUUAAACGCAUUUAUAGACAACAAUGACGUAUAUGAAUCCUUUGCUCAAAAUGCUGGUGCUAAUCAUAACACAUUAACUACAGAAGUUGUUGAAUCAGAACCAGAAGAAGAAUAUAACGAACGAUCAGUCAUACACAAACGACUACAGUCAGUAUAUGAACAAAAAGAUUCCUCUGAUAAGGAAAUCUCACCACAGGAAUCAGUCAAGAUGGAUGUUAAUCUUACUUAUGAUAAACGCUCUUCUGAUACUAUCGCUACCAAAAAUACUGUCACGACCGAUAGUGCCAAAUUAAAUGAAGGGGACUUAGUUGAUCAAUCAUAUAUUUCCAUUCAAGAAAGUUCUAUCGAUGACAGUAGAUCCCAAUCUAAUCCGUUCCGUGAGAUGAAUCACAAUGAUCACCACACAAAAAGAACUUCUCAAACUACAGAGUUUAGCCGUCAAAGUGCAUUGUUAGAGGUUGUUGGACAGCAAAAAGUUUCGACAGAAACUUCGCCUAUUAAAAAACAUAAAAAGAAAACGAAACGCAGAAAAGUUUCCUUGGACGAUUUUGUACUAUUGCAAGUUUUGGGUAAAGGUAACUUUGGUAAAGUUUUAUUGGCACAAUCAAAGAAUAACAAUUGUCUGUGUGCUAUUAAGGUGUUAAAAAAAGAACACAUUAUUAAGAACCAUGAUAUUGAAAGUGCUAGAGCAGAAAAGAAAGUCUUUUUAUUGGCUACAGAGGCUAAACAUCCGUUUUUGACUAAUCUAUAUUGUUCCUUUCAAACUGAAAACCGUAUUUAUUUUGCGAUGGAAUUUAUUGGGGGUGGUGAUUUAAUGUGGCAUGUCCAAAACCAAAGAUUAUCUGUUAGAAGAGCCAAGUUUUAUGCCGCUGAAGUAUUAUUAGCCUUGAAGUAUUUCCAUGAAAAGGGGGUAAUUUACCGUGAUUUGAAAUUGGAAAAUAUUCUAUUAACUCCAGAAGGUCACAUUAAAAUUGCAGACUAUGGUUUAUGUAAAGAUGAGAUGUGGUAUGGUUGUAAAACAUCUACUUUCUGUGGUACUCCAGAGUUUAUGGCCCCUGAAAUUUUAAAAGAACAAGAAUACACAAAAGCGGUUGAUUGGUGGGCUUUUGGUGUUUUACUUUAUCAAAUGUUGCUAUGUCAAUCUCCUUUUUCAGGUGAUGAUGAAGAUGAGGUCUUUAAUGCUAUUUUGACUGAUGAACCGUUAUACCCAAUUGAUAUGGCUGGCGAUAUUGUUCAAAUAUUUCAAGGCUUAUUAACUAAAGAUCCUGAAAAACGUUUGGGGGCUGGUCCAAAAGAUGCAUUGGAAGUCAUGGAAGAGCCAUUCUUCCGUAAUAUAAACUUUGAUGAUAUCUUAAAUUUGCGUGUUAAACCACCGUAUAUUCCAGAAAUCAAAGGGGCUGACGAUACCCAAUAUUUCGAAAAGGAAUUUACAUCGGCGCCACCAACUUUAACUCCAUUACCAUCUGUUUUGAGUUCUAAGAUGCAAGAGGAAUUUCGUGGUUUCUCUUUUAUGCCUGAAGAUUUAGCAUUAUAG